Messenger RNA from Lagopus muta (rock ptarmigan), 3028 nucleotides. RefSeq names its product NUMB endocytic adaptor protein (gene NUMB). The record is from RefSeq and is a predicted model, not a curated record. Lineage: Eukaryota; Metazoa; Chordata; Aves; Galliformes; Phasianidae. Bases 706 to 2703 code for a protein of 665 amino acids. The transcript is spliced from 13 exons. Gene Ontology annotation, molecular function: cadherin binding.
GAGCCCCCGGCCCCGUGGAGCGGCCCGCGACGUUUCCUGCUCCUCCGCCGGCUGCCCGAGCCCUCAUCCGGGCCCGGCGCCCGGCCGAGGGUCCCCCGCUGCCGCCCGGCCCGCGCCGCUUUGCAGCGGCCCCGGUGCGGACCGGCAGCCCUCAGCCCUUCGACCCCGGCCCGGUGGGGUGCCCUCGCCGUGGGGGAAUCCUGUGGGGCCGAGGCGCCCGCCGCUCGGUUCGAUGCUCGGCCGGAGCUGUUGGAGCGGCCCUCGAGGUUUGUUUUCAACAGGAUCAGUUCCCUGUUUCCACUUCUGCAAGCUCUAGUACUGGAGCUGUGGGUGGGGGAGACGGCACGGAGGGGCUGUGCUGUUGCUAAAAGGAAGUGACACGGAUCCGGUGCAUACUGCCCAUGGGGCUGUGAGCUGGCUCCUUCUGGAAGUGGUCCUGUCUGCCUCACCCUCACCUGGGUCCAUCACCCAUCAGAGGUGAAGAUUGUGCACUCAGCAGCUCUUCCCUUGGCGUUUCUUCCAAAUGCAUAAGUGAUGCCUGCAUAGGAGAGAGGCCACUGAUAACUUGGUACAGCCCAUAGGUUCGUAUCUCUUCCUGUAUCCAUGGAGUCAAGGUUAUAGCUCCAAGUGAAGAACUUUGCAAGAGGAGUUUUUAGAGAAGUGCUACUGUGGACCUGAGAAAAAAACGACAUCAACAUCUGAGAAAUGAAUAAAUUACGGCAAAGCUUUAGGAGAAAGAAAGAUGUCUAUGUGCCGGAGGCCAGUAGGCCUCAUCAGUGGCAGACCGAUGAAGAAGGCGUUCGUACUGGCAAGUGCAGCUUCCCUGUUAAGUACUUGGGACACGUGGAAGUGGAUGAAUCCAGAGGAAUGCAUAUCUGUGAAGAUGCUGUGAAGAGACUGAAAUCUCUACCUUCAGUAAUAGCGCUCGACUUGUCCCCCCUGUUCCUCCAGGAAAGGAAGUUCUUCAAAGGCUUCUUUGGAAAAACUGGGAAGAAGGCGGUUAAAGCGGUCCUGUGGGUAUCGGCGGAUGGACUCCGAGUUGUAGAUGAGAAAACAAAGGAUCUUAUAGUUGAUCAGACAAUAGAGAAGGUUUCUUUCUGCGCGCCAGACAGGAACUUUGACCGGGCGUUCUCAUACAUCUGCCGAGAUGGCACCACCAGGCGCUGGAUAUGCCACUGCUUCAUGGCUGUGAAGGACACGGGGGAAAGGUUGAGUCAUGCCGUGGGCUGUGCGUUUGCAGCGUGCCUGGAGCGAAAGCAGAAGCGAGAGAAGGAGUGUGGAGUCACUGCCACCUUUGAUGCCAGCAGAACCACAUUCACUAGAGAGGGGUCAUUCAGGGUCACUACAGCUACUGAACAAGCAGAAAGAGAGGAAGUUAUGAGACAGAUGCCGGAUGCUAAAGCUGAAACAGAAGUGAAGACAGCAGCACCAGGUGCUGCCCCAACUACUACUGCCCCCUCUCCUGGCUCACCAGCUUCUCCUACUGCUGAAGUUGCUGCCUCUGUGGAGAAGGAAAUGAGCAACCCCCAUGCUAUCCCACGGAGGCACGCCCCUAUAGAACAGCUUGCCAGGCAAGGCUCUUUCAGGGGCUUCCCCGCCCUUAGUCAAAAGAUGUCUCCUUUUAAGCGCCAGCUGUCCUUGCGAAUAAAUGAACUGCCUUCAACAGUGCAAAGGAAGACAGAUUUCCCCAUGAAAAACUCAGUCCCAGAGGUGGAAGGGGAAGUGGACAGCAUUAGUGCCCUGUGCUCGCAGAUCACCAGUGCGUUCAGCAUGCCGUCGGAGGACCCUUUCUCUUCAGCACCCAUGACAAAACCUGUGACAGUGGUUGCCCCACAGUCUCCUGCCUUUCAAGUUAAUGGCACUGCCUCAGCCUUCUGUGUGCUUGCUGCUAAACCAUCCCAAGCUGCUGUAGUGUCCACAGCUAUGCCAGUUCGUGAAACCAAUCCCUGGGCUCAUGCUCCUGCUGCUAAUACUGGAGCUGCAGCCAUGGUCUCUGGCACCGAGUGGAACAGCAGCACCCCAGGCACGGCCUCGCCAAGUCUCUUCCAAGGAAAUCACAGACGUACUCCCUCGGAGGCAGACCGCUGGUUGGAAGAGGUCUCCAAGACUGUCCGUGCCCAGCAGCAGCCAGCCCCCGCCGCACAGCCGCCACUGCAGCCCCCUCCGGCCGCUUCCCAGGCAGCAGCCGCCUACCCCGUGAGCACCUUCAUUGCGCCUCAGCCCGUGCCGGUUGGCGUGGUGCCGCCCAUGCAGCCACCCUUUAUUCCAGCUCAGCCCUACGCCGUAGCAAACGGGAUGACGUAUGCGGCAGCCCCGAGCGUACCUGUGGUGGGAAUCACACCUUCCCAGAUGGUAGCCAACGUCUUUGGCACGGCGAGCCACGCUCCGGCUGCCCAUCCGCACCAGUCGCCCAGCCUCGUCAAACAGCAGACGUUCCCUCAGUACGAGGCCGGCAGCGCUACGGCCAGCCCUUUCUUCAACCCGCCCGCGCAGCACAACGGCUCUGCGGCUUUCAAUGGCGUUGACGGUGGCAAAUGGGCUGCAGAGGACAAGCACCCCCAGCCUCCUGCGGCCGCCCCGCAGGUAGACCCGUUCGAAGCACAGUGGGCAGCACUGGAGAGCAAGGCAAAGCAGCGCACGAAUCCCUCCCCGACCAACCCGUUCUCGAGUGAUUUACAGAAGACAUUUGAGAUUGAACUUUAAGCGGCCCUGUAGAUAAAGGGAGCAGAGGGGACUGUUUCUCAUCUGUUUGCUUUGAUAAUCCCAAAGGUCCCUUCAAAUGAAAAAUGGGUUAGAAAGAGGGAGCAAUGAUGGGGAGGAUAUAAACGUAUGCGGAAUUUCAUGUGCAGUUCUCAAAAUAAACCCUGGAGCCACCUCGGUCUGCAUUCCCUCUUCACUUGGAAAGCUGGAAGUUACACAGCAGAGCUGGGCGCCCGGUCCUGCAGAAGCAUCACGUAUCUCAGAAAGGAUGGCAGACCUCAGACCUGCGACCUUCCGAGGCCCCGUGAGUCCUGGACAUUCCCCCCCC